AUGGGAGAAGAGGAACCACCGGUGAUUUGUGAUCUCUGCUUGGGAGAGUCGAGUAAUGUUCGCCUAACCAAGAUAAGCAAUGGUGCCCACUGCAAGAUUUGUACUUUACCAUAUACGCUCUAUCAUUUCAAGCCACACCGGCGGGACAGCAAUUUGACGAAGACGCUGAUCUGUACCCGCUGUUCGAAGCAACGUAACAUUUGCCAAUGUUGUAUGCUGGACAUGGUGUGGCAUAUCCCACUGCAGUUACGUGAUAGAAUGCUGGCCAUGAUUGAAAAGGAUCCUGCCAACAUCACAGAAGAGGCAAAGAAUGAUAUGAUGAAAAGAUUUCUUGCCUUGAAGGACGUCAAACUAGGAGGAGCCCGUACCACCAGCGAUCCGCGUGAAAUCGAUAAGCUCAUGAAUAAGCUGCAAGAGAUCCUUCAUCAGCGCCCGACAAACGCAGCGCCCCAGGCCACGAUAACGGACCCCUCAGCCCAGCUCGAGAACUUCAGGCAUGUAGAUAUAGCGCGUUUGCUUCGCAGAUUACCGCUGAAUCAGUCUUUUGGUGACACUGCUGCAUGUAAGUCUUUCUUUGUCUACAAUAUCGAUCCAUCGAUACCAGAGUGGAAGAUUUCAAGUGCUAUAGCCGAAACGGUUGGCACGGAUGAAUGGCAAGACCGAACAACCACUUCGCUGGUGAUAAAUCACAAGGCUCACUGUGGCGGGUUUAGAUUCAAGAAUGAAGAUUUGGGAUUAAAAUUCAUUAGAAAUCUUCAAGCUUCGAGUUCUACGCUGCUGACCACACAAAAUUUACGCAGAGGUGUCCUGAACAUAAAUCACUUCCGCAUAUUCGUGAUACCGUGGACUUCGGGAUUUUCGGCAGCAUCUUUUGGAGCCAGUACCAGUGAGAACAUUAAACUAAGCUUAAGUUUGAACAAGAUGAUUAGUAUGGAGACUGCAAUUCCUCGAGAUCACGUGCUGAAAGCGGUUCAAGCGACGGCAAAAAGUAAAGACAAUAAAGUCACAAAGAGAAGGGCUAAGUCUAAAAGAAUAUCAAAUAUCGAGCUCUGA
Torulaspora globosa is the source of this 1053-nucleotide messenger RNA. RefSeq names its product Pre-mRNA-splicing factor ECM2 (gene ECM2). NCBI's taxonomy places the organism in Eukaryota, Fungi, Ascomycota, Saccharomycetes, Saccharomycetales, Saccharomycetaceae. Gene Ontology annotation, molecular function: pre-mRNA binding; U6 snRNA binding. The transcript has a single exon. Gene Ontology annotation, cellular component: U2-type catalytic step 2 spliceosome; Prp19 complex; U2-type catalytic step 1 spliceosome. The record is from RefSeq and is a predicted model, not a curated record. The coding region runs from base 1 to 1053 and encodes 350 amino acids.